Rhagoletis zephyria (snowberry fruit fly) is the source of this 517-nucleotide messenger RNA. RefSeq lists its product as uncharacterized. The record is from RefSeq and is a predicted model, not a curated record. Lineage: Eukaryota; Metazoa; Arthropoda; Insecta; Diptera; Tephritidae.
AUGGCUCUACUUUAUUCUGAGGUACCGAAAUUCUACACAUGGAAUGCAUCGGCUAAAAAGUUUCAACGUCGCAAACAAGGUAAAGCAGUUGAAGGACAUCCCAAUUUGUAUUCCUAUGACACAUUGGGUCGUCUGUACACUGUUUACCCGAACAAUACAGAGUGCUUCUAUGUGCGAUUGCUGUUAAUCAAUGUACGUGGACCGACAUCCUUCCAAGAUUUAAGAGCAGUCAACGGUCAGCUGUGCGCCACUUAUCGCCAAGCUUGCCAGGAGCUAAAUUUUCUUGAGAAUGAUGCACAUUGGGACACUGCGCUCGCAGAUGCAUCGAAUACUGCGCGACCACAGCAAAUGCGCUUCCCAUCUAAUCCAAAAGAACUUUGGGAAAAAUACAAGGACUACAUGAGUGAAGAUAUUCUACAUCGUUUGCGCGCUGCGAAUCAAAAUCUGGACAUUGAAUUCACACCAAACGUGUAUAAUGAGGCAUUGAUUUUGAUUGAAGACAUAUGUUUGGCAAUCG